Messenger RNA from Acanthosepion pharaonis, 912 nucleotides. The record is from the annotation of a GenBank genome assembly. NCBI's taxonomy places the organism in Eukaryota, Metazoa, Mollusca, Cephalopoda, Sepiida, Sepiidae.
AUGUUGAUUUUUUUUCCUUACUUUUCUAUCAUAUCAAGCACAUAUUUCUUCGAUUUUCAUUCUUUCUCUUUCUUUCAUUUUUCAUUUUCCCUCUCAACCAUUUUUCCUUAUUCUUCAUUCUUUCUCAACUCCUUCCCUAUUCAUUUAUUCUGUAUAUUUUUCUUAUCUUUCACUUCUUUCCUUCAUUCUUUGUUCUAUCUCAUGCCUUCAUUCAUCUUCUGCAUGUGUUUUCAUUCUCCUAUGAAUCAUUUCUUCAUUCCUUCUGCCUUCAUUUUCCUCUUGCACAUCUUUUCCUUACGCUGCGUUUCUUUUCUUCAUACUUUCUUAUUCCUUCAUUCUUUAUUUUCUUCGAGGCGAUAUUCAUUUCCCCUUUCUUUCACCUUCAUCAUUUCUCAUUCUUUCUUUCUUUUUUCGCUAGACAUCUUCUCUUUCCAAUGUUCUUCAGUCCUCAUUCAAUACUCUUGCUCAUUCAUCCUUUUUUCAUUUUUAUUUUAUUUCAUUCUUCGUCUCUUUGUUUUCUCGUGCACUCUUUUCUUCAACAUAUGUUUUCCUUCCUCUAAUCAUCUGUUGUUAUUGUUCUCUCUCUCUCUCUCUCUCUCUCUCUCUCUCUCUCUUAUUUUUUUUUCAUUUUAUUUUUCUUUAUACAUAUUUUCUUCGAGCGUCGUAUAUUCUUUCUCAUCUGUUACUUCAUUUUCUUCUACACAUCAUUUCUUUCGCCUCCUUUGCUUCGUCAUAAUUCCUUCUUUCUUGUCAUUCAUUAUUUUCUUUUUUUUAUCGUCAAUCAUCUUUCUUUUUAUAAUCAUUCAUUAUCCUCUUUCCUUUAUAAUCACUCAUUUUCUUUCUUUUAUAAUCACUCAUUUUCUUUCUUUUGUAGUCAUUCGCUAUCUUCUUUCUUUUAGUGUCACUUAUUAA